CCUGUUUGUCUCCGCAUGUGAAAGAGAAGUCUUCAUUUUAUUCUCUCAUACUAGUUUAAAGAAAAUAGCAUCUGAGAUUUCUCAAAAUGGAUUCCGAAAUUUUCGACUUUAUACGAAACUAGUACCUCUUUUGUUCCAUGUAUUUGGGAUGUCUCUUUUCAUUUGUUUAUUUUUUUAAUUCUUGCUCCUUGUCUAACAGUCACUCCUUCUCCCUUCUCCCCCUCCCUACCCAUAUGGUUUAUUCCAUUUCAGCAAGCGUCGAUCCGGGAGCUAGUUCUGACGUCACUAGCUGAUCUUUAGGGAGGUGUUAAUCGAGGCGUUUACUCAAAUUUUCGAUUGAAAAAUUUAUUUUUGUGCCUUAUUUUUUGUUUUUAACUUGUAUAUUCAUCUUCAAAUCUGCAACUUCAGCCUGCUAAGUUUACAUGAUAAAAGCAUCAAAUCAUCGAUUGUCUGCGCCAUUACUUAAAGCAGAAUUAAAGAGAAGUUGAGCUAAGAAAUGAAAUCAGCUGACAGAUAUCACUCUUGAUAGUGGUUGCCGCUAUCAAGUACUUUGCAGCAUUUGUUCGUAUUGUGAGGUGCUGUUACUGCAAUUACUGUGACAAAAUAAAUAUAGGCUUUUAUGUUAUUCUCUCAUAACUAAAGUUUGCUUCUUAAUCUGGAUUAGAGGAUUUAUGAAAUUGGGGUUCCAGAAAAAAAAAUGAAAACUGGCUGCUUUAACAACUCAAAAGGAAAUUUGAGAUGAAAUAGUGAAUGACCUAUAAAUCAUUUGUAUUUAAAGGUAAUAGCGCCAUAAUUGUUGUCCUGUUAAAGGAAAAUAUUGUACAAACAAGCAUUUUAGAGAUCAGAAUUAAUGUGCUACGAUCUUCAAGUGUAAUUUUUCUCUUUUUAUCAUUUUUGUUAUUCCAUUUAAUGAAAGUAAUUGUAAAUUGAUCACUUAUCCAAUUUAAGGACUAAUUAAUAAGUAGUUUCCUAGUGUUGAGAUCUUAUUUUGAAAUUAUAAUUUGUAUCUAUAUAAAUAUUCUGUGAUUUUUCUUUUAGAUAUAUAAUUAUGAACAUGUACUAUAUUAUAUUAGAAAAAAUGUUGCAGUGUUUGAACAUUGAAAAGCUGUAUUCAUAAAUUGUUGUUUUAUGUUUUAGCAUUUUAUUACAGUGAAAGAUAUAUCUUAUACUACAUAAUGGCUGUAGUACCUACUAUCAGCAUUCCUAAUCAGCCUGCCCAUAUACCUGAUCAUUGCCAUAUAUAUUUCAUGGGUAUGAAACCACAUCACUUAUAUCCUCAGAGUGGAGAAGUCUUAUUUCCUUGUAAUUAUUGUAGCAAAUCUUUCACUCAUCAGGAUAAACUGAAUGAUCAUGUUAAAUUGCAUACUGGAGAUUCUCCCUAUGUUUGUCAUCACUGUAACAAAGGUUUUACUCGUAAAGAUAAAUUAAAUGCACAUUUACUCAUACAUACUGGAGAACGUCCACAUACCUGCACACAGUGCCCCAAAACAUUUGCACGUAAAGAUAAAUUAAUUGCACAUAUGUGUACUCACACUGGAGAGCAUCCUUUUACCUGUCAGCAUUGUGGUAAAGGAUUUGCUUGGAAGGAUAAACUUAUUAAACAUGUAAGAGUUCAUACUGGUGAGAAACCUUAUGCUUGCAAUUACUGUGGCAAAGCCUUUGCUCAAAACGAUAAGCUUGUUACUCAUUUGAGAAUUCAUACAGGUGAGCGGCCAUUUGUUUGUAAGCAUUGUGGCAAAGGUUUUGCUCGAAAUGACAAAUUGACCACACAUGUUCGAUUGCAUACUGGUGAGAGACCUUUUGUUUGUUCACAGUGUGGUAAAGGCUUUAUUCAGAAAGAUAAAUUAACCACUCAUAUGUUUACCCACACUGGUAAUUAUCCUUAUACUUGUGUUCAUUGUAAUAAAGGAUUUGUGUGGAAGGAUAAGCUAAUCAAUCAUGUUCGUACUCAUACUGGAGAACGGCCGUAUGUUUGUAAAGAAUGUGGCAAAGGAUUUGCUCAGAAUGAUAAGUUAGUAACUCAUACUCGAAUUCACACUGGUGAGCGACCUUUUAAAUGUAAACACUGUGGCAAAGGAUUUGCCCAGAAAGAUAAGUUAACUGUCCAUACCCGGAUUCAUACCGGAGAACGACCCUAUGUAUGUAAAAUGUGUGGAAAAGGUUUUACUCAGAAAGAUAAACUCACCACACAUUUCAGAAUACAUACUGGGGAAUGUCCAUUUGUAUGUCAGCAUUGUGGAAAAGCUUUUUCUAAAAAAGAUAAGCUAACAGUUCAUACUCGAUCACAUACAGGUGAGCGGCCAUACGUGUGCAAGCAUUGCAGUAAAUCUUUUGCCAGAAAUGAUAAGCUGACUGCUCAUAUUCGAACUCAUACUGGUGAGAGACCAUUUGCAUGUGGGCAGUGUGGGAAAGCCUUUGCUACCAAAGGUAAACUCAAUUUACAUUCAAAAACUCAUGCAGGAAAGCCUUCUUUCAAAUGCAUACAUUGUGGCCUUCUGUUAGAUUCAAAAGAUAAGCUCAAUUCACACCUUCUUAUUCAUGAUGUUAAAUAUCCUUUUGUGUGUAAUCAUUGUGGUGCUGGAUUCAAUUGCAAAGAUAAAUUGAGCACUCAUAUAUUGAUUCAUAUAACUGAGAGCACUCAUGCUGCUCUUAUUGUACACUCUUUGCUUGGAAAAUCUCCAAUGUUGAAAAAUCCCUCCAUAGGUGUUGAAAUGGCUGUAAAUAUGGCAGAUAUAACGAGCCUCCACAUUCCAACUACACAACCCCACACCGACUGUGAACAUUGUCGUGUGUAUUUUGUGGACAUAAAAACACACCAGUUAUAUACGCAGACUGCACAAGAACAAAGGCCUUUUGCAUGUAACCAAUGUGAUAAAAGCUUUACACGUAAAGAUAAACUUGGCAAUCACUUACGAAUGCAUUCUGGUGAAUGUCCCCAUGUCUGUAGCCAUUGUAAUAAAGCUUUUGCACGCAAAGAUCAGCUCAAUGCCCAUAUUCGGAUACACACUGGUGAGAGGCCUUAUGUUUGUAAUUUGUGCAGUAAGGGUUAUACAAGGAAGGACAAACUUGGGGCCCAUAUGUAUGUUCAUACAGGAUUGCAUCCGUAUCAUUGUCAGCAUUGUGGUAAAGGAUUUGCUUGGAAAGAUAAACUUACAAACCACAUAAGGAUACAUACAGGGGAACGCCCUUUCGUGUGUAAAUACUGUGGGAAAACCUUUGCCCAAAAUGAUAAGCUUACAACUCACAUUCGAAUUCACACUGGUGAACGUCCUUAUGUUUGUAAACAUUGUGGUAAAGCAUUUGCUCGUAAAGAUAAACUAGGUGCUCAUAUGUGUAUACAUACUGGUGAACAUCCUUAUAAUUGCCAACACUGUGGAAAAGGAUUUGCCUGGAAAGACAAGCUAACAAAUCAUAUACGCAUACAUACGGGUGAGCGUCCAUUCGUCUGCAAACAUUGUGCUAAAGCGUUUGCACAGAAAGACAAACUGACUGUCCACGUGCGCAUUCACACGGGAGAGAGGCCUUUUGUUUGCAAACACUGUGGCAAAGCUUUUGCGCGAAAUGAUAAGCUGACAGCCCAUGUACGUAUGCACACAGGAGAAAGACCUUAUGUGUGUGUUCAUUGUGGAAAGGCUUUUGCCAUGAAAGGAAAACUUAAUACACACAUGCGAAUUCAUACUGGGAAGCAUCCUUAUACUUGUAACCAAUGUGGAAAAGGCUUCAAUCGAAAAGACAAACUUAAUGCUCACUUGUUGAUUCAUCUUGGUGGGGGUUCCUGUGCAGCUCUUGUAACAAAACCACUUCUUACUAAAAUUCCAGAAUUAACAUUACCUGGACCACCCAUGUUGCCAGCACCAGACACAAAACCUAUGGUUGCUGCGCCUCCUCCACAAUAAUUCUACAGAAUACUUUAUCUAUGUAUAGAUAUUUUACAUAAUUAAAAUGCGCUGCAUUCGGUUUGUGAGGGGUUUCAUGAGAUAUUUUCAAUCCCAUGUAGUAGAUCUCUACACUUGAUGAUGACUAUCCAAACUUAUUCAAAUUAAUUUGAAGCUCUCUUGGAAGAUGUAGCUUUAAAGGUGUAUGUGGAGAUAGGAUGGCGGCUUUGAAUUAAAAUCAUUAUAUGCUUUUGAGAAUCCCCUUUCAUCAUACAUGGGUCCAGAGGUAACUGUGCCUCAUAGCAGCUAGGCCAAUAUUCUCUGAUCUUAUGUAAAUUGCCAAGCGCCUUUUUUGUUAUGCUGUUACCAUUAAGAUUAAUAAAUUGGUUUAAUGAAAUUAAGUGGUUCCAGAAUUUAUUUUAUUCUACUCUAUCUAGAAUUAAAAAUUUACCUGUGAUGCACAACUUUAUUUAACAUUCCCUACCUCCCAUAUAUCCACGCUGAUUAAUAUAUGAAUCAAAAAGAUUGCUUAUUAUGCAUUUAGUUUUUUUGCAUUGAUAUUUUUGUAAAUAUAAUUUGUGACUGAAGGUUCGUUAGUAUAAAAAAAGUCUGCAUUCAUUUUUGGGAGGAGGGGGGGACUAAUGAGGCUCUUGUAGGUUUUGUAACCUCUCCUGUCCCUUUUUCCUCUUGUAAAAGAAAGAAAAGCUCUUACUCUUGAAUGAAAUUAAAUGUGUGAAUGUUAAGAAAGUUAGAAGGGGAGGUUUAAGGAUAAUUGGAUUGCAAAGCUUUAAGAAGAAAAAUUUACAAAUGCUUCUAGCUUCAAAACAUUUACUGAUUAAAAAAAAGAAAGAAAAAGAAGAGAUCAUUUAUUCAUUAGCUUUUAAAAAUUUGUUAUGAAUUUAUCUUUUUAAUAUUGAUAAUAUCCUGUUACUUAUAGUUACAGUUAAACUUUGUUUGCUUGUACACCUUUGAACUGUGUUGCAAGCUGUAUGUGUAUGUAAAAAAAUAAAUGAAUCAAUCAUAAAA
Molecule: messenger RNA, 4901 nt
Organism: Stegodyphus dumicola
Lineage: Eukaryota; Metazoa; Arthropoda; Arachnida; Araneae; Eresidae
Biological process (GO): regulation of transcription by RNA polymerase II
Cellular component (GO): transcription regulator complex; chromatin; PcG protein complex
Molecular function (GO): RNA polymerase II cis-regulatory region sequence-specific DNA binding; DNA-binding transcription factor activity, RNA polymerase II-specific
Source: RefSeq, a predicted model, not a curated record